Paramuricea clavata is the source of this 7555-nucleotide messenger RNA. Lineage: Eukaryota; Metazoa; Cnidaria; Anthozoa; Malacalcyonacea; Plexauridae. The record is from the annotation of a GenBank genome assembly.
CUUCGUUAUUAUUGAGCCCACAGUCUUAUAUGACAGCGGUAACUCACAGAAAUCAGGAAAUCGGGUUAGAAAUCAGGAAAUCAGGUUAGAAAUCACGUUAGAAAUCAAGAAAUCGCAUUAUAAAUCAACAGAAAUCCGUUUGGAAAUCAACAGAAAUCAGAUUAGAAAUCAAGAAAUCAGGUUAGAAAUCGUGUGAUUUCGAAAUCUCGUACGCUUCAUGUGGCCGUGUCGGACCCCUCGAGUUGAGUGGCCAGUCUUGUGGCCAUUCAAUUAUAUUUUGCUUAACAUGACGUACCCACCUUCGGCUCGCGGGCACAACAAUAUGGUGGACGAAGCACAGUUUUGUAGAAAAUGUUAAAAUUUUCGAUUUACAAGACUACAACGGUUUGUAAAUGGAAACCAAUGCCGAAAGUUAUUGGGGAGAAGUUGUUGAAGAGACUCCUAGCACGAGCGAUAUAAAUUUUGAUGAAUUGUUCAAACCAGAAGCAGCUGAAUGCGACGAGUUGAAACUUCAUCAAGUCUCCUCGAAAGAAAAUGUGUCAAAAGAGUAAGUUCAACGUUACGUUUGUGCAAGAAAAAAGGUUUAAUAAUCAAGUGAAUUAUGUACAAUAGUGGUUUUAUUAUAAUGUCACACCAUUAAAAAUAUAUUUCACGGUAAAUUUUAUAGUAGAGUAUUAUAAACAAAAUCAAUAUGAGUAUGACAAUAUGUACAAAUACAAUGAUAUGUACAAAUACGCCAGAUUUUGAUUCGAAGACCUGUCUUACCAAUUGUCAGGGUAAGAAUUUGGGUCACUAUUCAUAAACAGCGACACAUGAAUCUACAAUGGGAAGAAAGACUUUGAGAAAACCACUAAACCACCAGUGUCACCCCAAGCACGUCUUUGUACCGGUACUUUGUAAUUGUCCUGUUCAAACUUUUAGAUACUACUGAAUGUACAUCACGUUUUGGUAUGAUUUGUUUAUAUUGCGGUUUUGUCCACAGGUCUUCGAACCAAAAUCUGGCGUCAAUUCAGCCUCCACUAGACUCUCAUGGGCAGAACUUGCUUCUUCAUUCUAUUGAGUUGAAACAUCACAUCAGAAAGAUGAUGCUCAUGAAAAUGGCUGCUCAACAUCAACAAGCCGGUGGGAGUGUAAGUAAUCUUGACUGCAUCCAAUACAGGACAGUAUAGCAUUAUUUUUAAGAAUAUUUCAUUAUUAUUGAACCACUAAUCUACAACUUUUGUGGUACACAUAUACUAGACAGAGCAGUACAGUAUAUAUACAAUACAAUACUAAUUAAUAAAUAUAGUACGUACAUUAAUUUAAUAACUAAAUACACAUAUAGUACUCGUAAACAUGUUAAACUUAUCAUAUUUCAGUUAUUAAUCAAUAAGCUCCGAGGUUGAUGUCUAGAAAGUCGGCAAGAAGAUAAAAAUGUAAUUUUAAAAGAAAGGUUUUAAUUUUCUGGUAAUUCAGACAAAAGCCACGGCAUCUUAUUGUGGUUUAGUAUCCACACAGGCUCCUUGCAUUGUACAAGUCAUUUCGACCAAUAUAUAUGAAACUGAAUAUUUUUCCAGAAAAAUGAGAAUCUUCCUCAACUUCCAGCUGCUCCUCCGCCACCAAAGAAAUAUUGUGGAAAAAAUGGGAUAUACAUUCGACCACAUCAGAGAGGAUUUUUAUCCAAUCCUACUGAAGUUGACACAACAAGGUAUUAACCCAUUGAGUCGCAUUGCGCCCUGAUGCACCCUACUUUAUUAUUUUAUUCUGUCUAAUGCCAGAUGAUUUUACUCGUCAAGGGGAGAGCGCUCUUGCUAGUCACAGGGCCACGGGUUUGAUUCCGGCCAGGGACCUCAAGUUUAAUUUUUUUGCAGCUGUUCCUGGUUAGGUCUAAUAAAAUGUAUAUAAAUUUCCACUCGAUAAUUUCCAUCUACAAUACCCUUCAACUAUUAUACAAUUGAGUGAGAUGUAGGACAGUUCGGUAUACCGAUAUGCCGAAAAUAUCAGUAUUAAAUCAAUAUCGAUACCGGAUAUUCAACCAUACCGAUAUACCGAAAUUUCGGAUUUACCGGAAUUUUUCAGUAUACCGUGUUAAAUUUACCAACUAUAUGGGGAAACUGUAACCUUUAUUUUACUACUGAAUGGCAAUUCAGAGAACUUUCUACUGCAAUGAUUUAGAAUGUCCACUUCAGUGAGAUUUUACACUGAGUACAUGCAUGUCAUUCGAAACAUGUUCAAAACAGCUUCGAAAUUAUCAUUUUCCCUUUUAGAAUUACUCAAAAUUUCCUUUAAACUUCCAUUAAAGAAUUUUCCUUUAUAAUUAUCAAAGGAAAACCGGUAUACCGAUAAUAUCGGUAUAAUUUUUUCGGUAUGCUGAUACCGGAAAAUUCUCAUACCGAACAUUCCUAGUGAGAUGCCAACAAAAUCUUGAUAUCUGUGUUAUUUAACAGUUGCUUUUGACCAAUUAAAGGAAAAGGUUGAUUUAUGUCUUGCUAUGUAUGGGUUAGAAUCAGCAGUUAAGGUCAGGGUGAGAAAAUGGUUAGGAACUCAGACCAACGUGACAUGAAUCUGUAUAACCCAAUGGAUCAUUCCCCAGUUAACCAAAAUUUUUAUCUCAACAAGUCUAGACAAAAUUCCAUCAUAGCAUGAAAGAGCAUCACAAUAUUAGUAAUAUUCCAAAGUUUCGUUGCGAAAUGUUGUAAAAUGCGGAUAAUACAGCCUUGCGAAAUUUGCAAUUUUCAGUCAUUUUAGAUUACAAACGGGAAAUGGUUACCACUUUUCCAAAAUUUUGAUCUUAACUAGCCUAAACAAAAAUUUCAUCACAGCUUGAAAGAGCAUCACAAAAUUAGUAAUAUUCCAAAGUUUCGUUGCAAAAUGUUGUAAAAUGCGGAUUAUAUAGCCUUGCAAAGUUUGUAAUUUUCAGUCAUUUUGUAUUACGCACAGAAGUGGUAACCAUUUCCCGUUUGUAAUCUAAAAUGACUGAAAAUUGCAAACUUCGCAAGGCUAUAUUAUCCGCAUUUUACAACAUUUUGCAACGAAACUUUGGAAUAUUACUAAUUUUGUGAUGCUCUUUCAAGCUGUGAUGAAAUUUUUGUCUAGACUUGUAAAGUUCAAAAUUUUGGUUAAUUGGGGAUUGGUCCAUUAAAUAUGUUUAAUUUUGACUCAUUUAGUGCAUUUAUCACUGGUCAUGGUAGCAGUCCAGUUGAGUUGGAUAGUAAUGCAUUGCGAUGUCUUACAUAUAAAGCUAUUGCUGCAAUAUGUUGCCAUUGUGGUUAUGAAAGUAAGUUACCGUAAUUAAUUUAAUCCUCGAAAAAGAGGGCGCUUAAAUAAAGAGGGAGUAUUUCAUUUGAGAGGGGUAUAACAGAAUGCCUGAUAAUUAUUUCCUUUGUUGCCCUAUAAGUUUUACUUGAAUUUUAGUCUUAUUUGGCAUAGUUGUGUGUGGAUUGUAGUUUCACCUUUUUUCAUUGUUGUAGGUGCACAUGAUUUAACUUUAGAUGUAUUGAGUGAUGUUUUGGCAGAUUUCUUGAAACGUUUUACAAAGUUAUUACGAAUUGCGGCUGAUGCUGAAGCAUCGCAGAGAGAGUCCAGAUUUCCCGUAAGUACACACACAUUUUCCUGGGUUAUGGCUAGGGUUUCUGGGUUGUGGGGGAGUGUGCUCAUAUGAGCUGACUAUACAAUACAAAGAGAUCAUUUGCAUAUAAUUAUCUUGAUUUCCUUAUAGGCUUAGUGUAUUUUGUACAAUUUUAUCUUUAAUCUGAACUCGUUUUUGUACAUUAUUGGUUAUCGCAUAUGGAAUCCUUGAUUGAUUUUUCUAGAAUCAAUUUAGCAAAGAUUUAACUGAGAUCAAAAUCGAAUAAACUCAAAUUUCACUCUUGUGCUGUUGUACAUGCAUGGUAUAUGCAUAAAAAUAAUGUAAUAAAAAUUCCAAACAAGUGGGUGAAUGCACUUCUUACUAGACUAUAGUGUAUGCAGGCAAGCAUCAUUUCAGCGUGCAAGUGCCGCUAGCAGGAAUGUUUUGAAUUUGAGGCACAUUUUGAAAUCUUAUUAAAUUCUUAAACAUCUUAACAAUGUUUAGUUCUCUAAACCAAAAAUACGAUGCUUUUUGCAGGCACAUAUCCUGAAGUUAUUAAUUUUGCUUGCACACACUAAAUAAUAUUAAUGAACCCUGACAUGUGUGGCAAGAACGUUUUGAAGCAAAUGCUUGUUGUUAAACACGCACACAUACUUUUCAGAAUGUUUUAGAAUACGUACUUCAGGAGACCGGAGCGGGUGGUUUAAAUACAAUAUGGCAGUAUUGGUCCAACAAUGUUCUAGAUAAUGCCCUCAAGCUGCAGCAAGAGGACCACAGACUUAUGGCCGACUAUGAGAAAUUGGCAUGAAUUGUGAAGUAGUCCGUUAUUAUUUCUAAAAUUAACUCGAGCAUUUUUUGCUUCAAAUGAAAUUGCCGAUUACAGACUUUCAUACAAGCUGUGUUGUUAAUUUCAUAUCAGACCUAUGAACUUACUGCAGGGGCUUUCGAAAGUCUACAUAUAUUCGCAGAUGGGAAAAUCCCAAAACAAGUUGCAUGGUAUAAUUGCCUUGUAACAUACAAGAUUCAUCUAAAGGCCUGUUUGUAUACUUGUAAUUUGUGCUGCGAUUUAAGGUGUGAUCUUCGUCUUCUGAUGAAUGUGAACGAGUGGACGAGUUAUGAAUGUUGAGACGAGGAUAUACAUAAUUAUACUCAAAGUCAACAUUCACAACUGAUUUGCUCAUUCACAUACAUCAGAAGAAGAAAGUCAUACUAGAAAUCGAUGCAAAAACUGCAAGUGUAAACGGUCUGUGCCAGUUUGGCUAUUACAUGAAAAAUAUAUGUGGUACAGCAAAUUCGUAGUCACUUGCAUGCAUGAAACACAUUAGCCAUUCCGAAGUUGAUGAGAGGACUGGGGACGAGUGUUAAAAAGUGCCCAAAUUAAGAAAUGAACCAAAUGACUAAAAAGACCACCUUAAAAUUAGUAAGUAUACAAAGUUUGAAGACGUUCACAUGAAUACCCUUCGAAUAAUAAGCGAUAUUUACUAUGAAUUGUACUGUAAGUUUUGUUUUGGGGGACGCGCGUCCCAAAAACAGUCUUUUAAUCAGUAAUUUCACAAUUUUCGAAAGCUUAUUAUUCGAAGGGUAUUUAUUAUGUAAACGUCUUCAAACUUUGUAUACAUACUAAUUUUGAGGUGGUCUUUUUAGUGAUUUGUGAUCAUUUCUUAAUUUGGGCACUUUUUAACACUCGUCUCCAGUCCACUCAUCAACUUCGGAAUGGCUAUUUGAACGACACAAUAAUCUGCAAUAGUCUACAUGUAAUUAUGCAAGUUCACUACUAUCACUGGAAUUUUUUUUCAACAUCCUUACUAUGGAAGUAGUAUACGGAUCUUCGUUGGAAGUAGUAUGGAAACCCAAUUUUCAUACUAAGGCAAAAAAAAAUAUGUGGGUUUCCGGUUUCUUCUUAUAAAAACUUAGGUAGGGUAGGUCGGUUUUAAUUUAUUUUUUUUAACUUUUUAAUUUUCCUGACAACCGGACGCCAUUUUGUUUAGUCAGUGCUUCCACAUCCAAAGAUAAAUUUCCCUAAUAUUGCCUCAAAUUUCAAUUUUCCACAAACAUUUUCCUCUAAGUGGAAACACUUACAAGCAUGAUCCAGUAAAAAAGUUUAGGGUCGGGAUUUCGACGUCCAAAAGCUAGGUAGGGUCGGGAAACCGGAAACCCACAUAUUUUUUUUUGGCCUAAUUGCAUUUUUGUGAUGCAAUCGCAAAUUCCGUAGUAUGGAUUUAAUUAUUUUGUUCCAGUGAUAUCAGAAGUCAAAACUAUAAAAUCAACGUGUGUUUUAAGAUGCACCAAAUCUGCAACGCAGACGCGACUAAAAAAACAGUCGCUAAUAAUUUGAGACUAGUGUUACUUUGUUUUUCUCGUGUCCCUGGCUUUGUUUACCAACACAGUCAUCCAUAGUUUUUACCCGUGAGGCGAAACUGUGAUAAUAGCGGCAGUUUUUCGUCACGUCCGCGUCGUAGAUGUGGCGUAUCUGCUGGGGAUUGAGAUAGAUCAAACUACAUGAAAAAAAUACAAGCAGAACUUCUGAAGUUUGAAGUUCUCGCUUCGAAUUCAUUCAGGCUGUUGUAUCAUCGCUACACAGACCGUGCGAGUGAAAUGCGUUGAGUGAAAUUUCCAUGAAAUUGCAUUGAUCUUUCCAAUCAGAAUUGAGUAUUUUUUUCAUGUAUAUUAUGGGAAUUUUUCAUACUCGCCUGUGAGGCUUGUACAGUGUUAGAUUUGAAAGCUCAUACAGACAGAUAUUCUCAUGGGCGUACCGGAAGGAAAAAAUCAGGGGGGCGGAAAGAAAAUUGCCCGACUUUUCUGGAUUCUGCCCGACUAGUACCAAAAAUUUUUUUCCGGAAAAAUUAUUUUGUCAGUGUACCAUUUUAGGGGUCAAAAAAAUUUUCCGGACAACCAAUAUUUUUCCGAACAUGACACAAAUUUUCGAAAAAUAACAAAAUUUGCCAAAAAAUUGACUUAAUUUUAGACAAAAUUGUCACAAUUUGUCCCAUUUUUUUUAUUGCAAACCAAAAUUGCCCGACUGUUGAUCGAAUAUUGCCCGACUGCCCAAAAAACUGGGGGGGGCUACCGCCCCCCCCCCGCCCCCCCGCCCGGUACGCCUAUGGAUAUUCUGAAUUUAAAAUACUUGCGGUUCAUCAAACGGAAGGAUAUUAAUAAGUGGCAGUUCCCAAAACACUCAACCGGAGCCAUUGGCAAGCACCACAUCUUUUUAUCACUCGGGCUUUCAAAGAGGCUAUCUCAUGAAAGAUUAUUGCCCCGAGGUGAAAACGGCAAACAAGUUUGAACACGUUCUUUUGCAUGACUAGUCUUUGAAGGAUUGACACACGUGAAAGUUUAAACCACUCUGAAAAACAAACCAUUUCGAGCGGUUGUCCGAACAUAUAGUUGUACUAUAGUUAACUGUGUAAUGAUUUAGUCAAAGCUUAAUAUACACUUAUUCCAGAAUAUGUUUUUAUCAGAAAAGGCCGUCUGUAGUGACUUUUAAAAGAAGAACAUUCGAGACUAUGCUGUCUGUCUAAAGGUAAGAAUUGUGCAUGACAAUAUAUAAUAUUAGCUUUAGUAAACUGGCCUUGUUGGUGUCUGAACUGACAUGAAGAUCUGAUUAAAACACUUUCGAGCGCGACGUCCCUUGCUCAGGAGGUUAUAGCAGGGCCUUCUCGCGGAACCUCGAGGUGCUUUUAGUCUUUUUCAGGUAGUUUAGGCACAAAACAUGCCAUACUAUAGGCUAGCAGAAUGUAGAAUACUGCCUACAGCAGUAUAGGCUAUAUACACUGGCUUCCACCUUUGACAUUUUAAUGCAGUAUAAUUAAUUAUACGUUGUACACUAAGAGCUAGGGAUAGACAGUAUACUUGGUGUAUUGUUAUUGUGGAUAUUUUGGUAUGGGGCAGGUUGCAGCUAUAAAUGUUAUCAAAUUUGUUAGUUCUUGUAGACGGCUUUAAAGCGCCGAAUUCAAAUGCACACGUGUUUAUUACAUUUAAACAAAGAUUAAACCUACAGUGCAUGUAGCC